Messenger RNA from Cephus cinctus (wheat stem sawfly), 2255 nucleotides. It is a transcript of the gene SmydA-5, whose product is annotated as protein msta. NCBI's taxonomy places the organism in Eukaryota, Metazoa, Arthropoda, Insecta, Hymenoptera, Cephidae. The coding region runs from base 655 to 2118 and encodes 487 amino acids. The transcript is spliced from 5 exons. The record is from RefSeq and is a predicted model, not a curated record.
UAACCGUCGCGACGCUAAGUACUAGCUGUUCGUGUUUUUUAUUUAACGUAAGUCGAAAUUUAUAUACAUAUAUUUGGACCUUUGGUGCAAUUUGAUAUUUCUGUGGCUCAUCAAUUUUUCGUAUUUUGUUGUUUCGUUUUGACGUUAAAUAAUAUAAAAUUUUAUAUGAUUAAUGGGGAAACCUCGUCUGCUGUAAAAAAUAAGACAGGAUCUUGUGACAAAGGAUCAUACCCAAGGAUGAAUCACGUAACAAUCCCAGAGAUAAGUAAUCAACAUCUUGUUGAAUCAGAAUUUUAAAAAAUAGCAACAAGACAUUUUGUCAUACACUAAUUAAGUUUUAAUUGUUGCUCUAAUGAAUGUUAGUGUAAAAAUUUAAUAAAUUUUUUUUUCAGAAUUUCAUAUACAUAUUUUCGUACUGCCAUUUCGAAGUCUAAUUUGGUUAUAAUAAUAACAAGUACUAUUCAUUAAGCACAAGUGUUAUGUGGGAACCAUGAUGUUCAAAGUUAAUUCACCAAAAUCUAUUUUAACCAAUACUAUAAAUAAAUCUCGUUACGAGCGUCGUCGCAACCCCCCGCUGCCGCGACGCUAGGCGUCGUCUAUCUCUAUUAGUGUACGAUGUAACGGAAAACAAGACGGACAUAAGAAGAUAUCGAGAUGGAGGGGGAAUGUCGAUGGCAGAAUAAUUGCAUCAGAGGCUCUUGUAGAAUUUGCGGCAACGAAGGCGGACUUCGUUGCAGUAAUUGCAGGAUGCAAUUUUACUGUAGUAAAGAUCAUCAGCUGACCGAUUGGCCAGAUCACAGAGAGAUUUGCAUCGCCUGGAAGAUUCAAGAGUCACCUGAGCUGGGUCGAUACCUGAUAGCCUCGAAAGAUCUAUACCCUGGAGAUACAAUAAUUGCCGAAGAUCCAAUAAUUUGGGGUCCUGCGCUUCAUACGGAUGAAAUAAUCUGCAUUGGUUGCGGUUAUAAAAAUCCAACGUCAACAUGUCCAACGUGUAGGUGGCCAUCUUGUAAAUCAACGUGCGAAGGUUUAAAAAAUGUAAACGGACAUGGAAUUGAAUGCAAGCUUCUUGCCAAGGCAAAGAUGCUUCCCAGAUGCGAAAUUAUCCUACCGUUACGUAUUUUACUGUUGCGCCCAUUCGAUCAGAAGCGCUGGAAGACAUUAAUUAAACUUCAAAGCCACGAAGACUCACGGGGAUCCGGAACCGAGGCUUACGAAGAGGUCAAAAAAUUGGCUGAUCAAAUGAGUCCAUUGUUGUCCCUGGAUCCGGAGUCUAAGAAAAUAUUACCAAAGGUCUGUGGAAUUAUUGAUGUGAAUGCACUGGAAACUAAUCCACCGGAAGGGACAGUGGCUUUGUACAAAACAGCAUGUCUUUUGGAACACAGUUGCGUAGCCAAUACAAAGCACAGUUUUAAUUUGGAGAUUAAUGGAAAGCCAAGUAUCAAAGUCGAAGCAGCUACCUCUGUAAAGAAAGGAGAUCAUCUCAGUAUAAAUUACACGCAUGCGCUCUGGUCAACCAGAGCGAGAAGAGAUCAUUUGUAUGCAACAAAAUAUUUUUUAUGCGACUGCAAAAGAUGUGCAGAUCCAACAGAGCUUGGAUCCCAUUUAGGGACUUUGAAGUGUUCUUGUGAAAAUGGAUGGGUCCUGCCAAAGGAUCCUUUGAAUCAGGAUACGGAUUGGUCCUGUGACAAGUGUCUGUGUGUUCUAUCAUCGGCGGAAGUCUUGGAAAUUACAUACAAACUGGAACAGGAAGUGGAAGAUGCAUUGGCUAUUGCGAGCAAGGAAGUUCUUGGGAAUAUUUUGACAAGGUUAGAGCUCCUCUUGCACCCUGGACAUCAACACUGUAUUAGCAUAGCACAUUCUUUGAUCCAGCUAUUAUCACCAGAGGAUCCUCGCAAGUCUGAAUUAUGCAAAAGGAUAAUUAAUACUACUAGUAUUAUCGAUCCUCAUGGUGUUCGACUUGGACUUUACACUGCAGUUGCAUUGCGAGAACUUGCCACGUGUCCUGGAGAAAAUAAAACGGAUCUCCUUGUAAAAGCUAUAAGACUCCUUUACAACGAACCUGCAAACAGUCCUGGUCAGAAACUAUCAUCGUUAAUGGAGCAGCAAUUGAUAAGUUGACAAGAAUAAAAUUGAUUAGUCAAUAUCGAGGACGCGAUUAGUAAAAUUUUAUUUGCCUAUUAAAAAAUCUAAAAGUUUGUCUUGUCACAAAAUUUAUAUUCGUCACUGACUCCAAUAAAUUUUAUUUCAUAAAUUCA